AUGAAUCUUUGCCACCUUUUUAAGGACACCAAAUCGCUGUCACCUAGCAGCGCCUGCAUAAAGCAUACCUCGAAAGUGGUUCACCCGAGCACUGUCAACUUCAGAAUUACGGACAAAAGCAAACGUGUGCAUUUCGGUUGUGAGAUCUGCGGAAGAGAGCCAAAACUGAUGUGUACUGGAUGCAGUGAAACGUACUACUGUUGCCCUAAACACUGCAUCCUGGAUUUCCACGCCAUUCAUAAAUACGUCUGCACCAAAAUCAAAGUAAUUCGCAAUCCAGACUGCAAAAGCGAAAUAUGGAAACGUUUUACAACCGAAGAAGUUAACGCCAUUCUCCAAGGAAGGAAACAUAUGGUUCUAAAGUUGGCUAACAAUAUGGCACAUCGUAACCUGCAUCGCGGAAAUUACCUUUUUGCGAUUCCAUGUUCGUUGCUAUCCCAGAAGCUGACUCUCGAGUUGUUUGGUGACCUUUACUGUCUGGAAAUGGUGGGACCCUAUUUGACCAUGGCCGCAGCUUAUUUGGCGCGCAAGAAGCUAAAGAAAAGCCAGUUUUACUGCGGUCUCGUAAAUCAUGUUAAACUGGCAAAGUUGCACGGAAGGCUGCCCAAGAACGAGGAGCUACAAUUACAGAUUCUGACUGCGCGGCAGUAUGUGGAAGAAGGGAAUUUCGGAAUGGCAAUGAAUAUUUUGACAGAACAGGUUGCGGAACUCUCCUUCGAUCGCGGGAGUAAUUCUCAGGAACUCCUGGAUGGCUUAUUUUAUCUUGGAUAUUGCUGCUUUGUAUCGCAUAAUAUCGUUUCGGCAAAUGCAUACUACUGCUAUAUAUUUUCGACAGUUCUUUUAAACGAUCUGACCAAAGCUUCACUGCUGCUUCAUCAAGCUAUUGAAGAACAACUUAACCCCCUUAUAAAGCCAGGAAUGAAAAUGGGUGAUGAGCACGUCCAUCGACACAGCUCGCCAACUCCUGCACCUUAUUCGGAAAGAGCAUAUCAAGUUUAUCUGCAACGAGAAUGCCUCUUAACCUAUUUGCGAACAAUAUGGAAGCAGUUCGAAAUGGCCAACAAAAAAGAUUUUCCCGACAUUUUUCCCAUGGUUCAUUACUGUAUCGCCAUAAUUCUCUAUGCCUGCAAUCAGUGGAAAGAGGCUUCUGAUUACUACCGCGAAGCAGAACGGCUGACUGGAAACGAUCGGGCAUUCGAGUUUCAGCAAAUGCGGAAACCUUUGACUUUUCUAAAAAAACAUGUGGACUACUGUCUUACAAAGCAUGACGUUACCAUGGAUGAACAGCCAGCUAAAAAACAAAACUCCGUAACGGAGAAUCAACCAGCCACAGAUACUACCGUUACUUCAUUUGAUGAUGAACUAGGAGAGACGCUAAAACAAUUAGCUGCAAAGAUACGAAGCUAUGAGAUGGAUCUAGCUUUACAUAAUUCUGACUUUAGAAACAACAAAGUGCUCUUGCAUUAUGUAGGAGUUUUAUAGUUAAGGAAGCGUUAGAAUACAUUCUUGUUUUACUGGGUGUUCAACCAAACGAUUUUAAUUACGUAUGAAGAACUGGAUUUCUUACUAUAUACUUAUUUAAUCGCAAAAGCUUGAUCGGAUAGGACGCCUACUCAAAACGUGUGGUGGAUAACGCAUUACGCUCUUCUGUUGUUAAUGAUGUCUGUGAUGACUUCCAAUGUUCCCACACUUCCGCACCCAUGGAGAACAGUGCAAGCACCGAGAAAGUGGCUUCUAAACUGGAAAAUCUUCGUCAAAAUAUCCAGCAUGUUAUUUUGUCCAUUGACGCAUUUUUGCACCACAGCGCUGCAAUGUCCACCGGCGAGAUAUUGUUUCUAAAAAGGCAGUUUCUACAGCUUCGCAAAUAUCUUCCCCGUUCUGUCCUACUGGACCAACGGGCUGAGCGGGAAAGUAGCGAUAGUGCAUUUCAGAUAGCAAAUGCUAGAUACAAACGUCUAUUGAACACCAAAGCUGAAGCCAGUUUUCGCCAUUUGGGUUUGAAAAUCAAAAUGGAUUGUAUCUGGAAAAGAUUUCACGACGUUGCGGUAUAUGAUUAAUCUGAUCUGCAUUAGCACCCAAGGGAUUUUGUUAAAACAACUAGCCGAGGGCUGUGCUAAGAUUUGUAUGGAAACCAGUAUUCCAGGUGGAUUAUCUCUUAUCGAUCUUUGUUCUCCGAUAUCUUCCUGCUCAAUGUUUAAGGCCGGAUGCGUUCUCUUUGCGUUGCAUCCUGGAGGCAGCGAAUCAUUGUCAACGUUAUUGAACGAAUUGUUCCAAUUCUUAUUCUGUGCUGGGGUCCAGCGACAUAUUAAAGCUGUACAUGUUGGAUUAUCCAGUGGAUUGGCUGUUAAACCGGGUUCAGUCAUUGUGACGCGAAACAUCUACAAUGGACUGUUCCAGACUUCCUGCCAGCAAAGUGUACUGGGAAAAGAGAAGAAAUUGCCAAACGCCUUAGACGAAGAAUUCGUUCAAGAAUUGCUAAAAUGCGGAAAAAUCCAAGUCUUGGAAUACCGGUCAUCGAUGGCAACACCUUAAGUGUCGAUGGUUUUUACGAAGCUGAAGGACGUCUAGCGGGAGCUUUUGCCGAUUACAGUCAUGUUGAACGCAUAAAUUUUUUUCAAAAAUGUCUGACAAAGUACGGUAUCUGCAACUUCGAUCCAGAGGCACACACUUUUGGGGGUAUAACUCGCCAUGCUGGAAUUGCCGCUGCAGUGCUGAGUAUAGUAACCGUGGAUCGGUUUACGGAGGAAUCAACGAACCAUGAGGGAGAGGAAAAUGUUAUAGAAUGGUAUUCGAGGCUGCAACGUCUCCUCGAAAACUAUUUUUGUGAAAAUAUAGCAAACUGGUCUCAGAAAAGAGAACCGGAAGUUGACGAGGAUCGCCUGCUGCAAUGUGUCACCUCGGAGAUGGUUACCAUGGCUGUUCUUAAAAGACAGAUCGUCGCUGCUUCCGAAAAAUUAUCAGAUGAAAUUUCAGUUAAUCACUGCGCUCAUCACUGAGAUCUCAACUUUAAUCCUAGUAUUCAAUUCCAUACCAUCAAAUAAAAAUCAAUUUAAUUAAAAUGUGGCCAAUACUGAGCAAGGACGAUCAAAUUAUCGUAGAAAACUCCCAGAACCCA
Messenger RNA from Paramacrobiotus metropolitanus, 3115 nucleotides. RefSeq lists its product as uncharacterized. NCBI's taxonomy places the organism in Eukaryota, Metazoa, Tardigrada, Eutardigrada, Parachela, Macrobiotidae. Gene Ontology annotation, molecular function: protein binding. The record is from RefSeq and is a predicted model, not a curated record.